Molecule: messenger RNA, 195 nt
Organism: Mucor mucedo
Lineage: Eukaryota; Fungi; Mucoromycota; Mucoromycetes; Mucorales; Mucoraceae
Exons: 2
Coding region: 1-195 (64 amino acids)
Cellular component (GO): mitochondrial inner membrane
Source: RefSeq, a predicted model, not a curated record
AUGGCUGGUCAUGCUGGAGGUUUAGGAUUCACCCCCCACUUUGCUGGUUUCACUCACCGUUUCGUUGGUAAGGCCUUAGGUGCCACUAUGUGGUUUUGGAUGAUGUAUCGUGCCAAACAAGAUGGCCCUGUUCUUUUGGGUUGGAGACAUCCUUGGGAUCACCACGGAGACGAUCACCAUGACGAACACCACUAA